AGCUAAGUCUCCUCUUCCUCCUCCUCUUCUUCUUCUGUAGUAUCUUUCAUGGCGUACGCCGCCACAACUAUUAAGUUCCUUUGCAGCUAUGGAGGCAAAAUCCUUCCACGUUAUCCUGAUGGAAAGCUCCGUUACCACGGAGGCGAUACUCGCGUCCUCUCCGUAGAUCGUUCUAUCUCCUUCUCCGAUCUACUUAAGAAGAUGACGGAAUUGUAUGGAGCAGCGGUUAGUUUGAGAUGCCAGUUACCGACUGAAGAUCUAGACGCCUUAAUUUCAAUUAAAUCUGAUGAAGAUCUGGAAAAUAUCAUCGAGGAAUACGACCGAGCCGCCAUGAAAAUCAGAGCAUUCCUAACUCCGAUCAAAACGCCUUCUCCUCUUCCUCCUCCGUCAUCAUCAUCUUCUGAAUCGUCGCCGAAAUCGUCCAACUCAUCGCCGAAAUCACACAUCAGUUCCGUCUCGCGGCCUUUUCCAAAUGCAAUUGCUGUGGAUCAUUGCAAUAAGCCUCCAAUCUAUCCUCCUCUAAAAUUUGCUACUACUCAUCAUCAUCAUCAUCAUGUAGUUCCGAAGGUUCCUCACUGCGCUUACCAUGCUGGUUAUCAUGGAAGGAUUUACCUGGUUCACAAUGGAAAUUACUGGCAAUAACUAGCUAGCAUUCCACAAAUCCUCCAGAUUGAUAUUGAUAUAUAGUAUAUAUAUAUAUAUAUAUAUAGUUGACUAAAAUUAUAAUUAACUAGCUAGUCAUGAGAGUACUGGAUUGAAGAUGAAUGAGUUGUUUAUUUAUUAUUAUGUAACUCUCCCUGUAUAUUGCAAAAAGAAGAAGAUGUUGAUGAUGAUGAAU
Molecule: messenger RNA, 838 nt
Organism: Impatiens glandulifera
Lineage: Eukaryota; Viridiplantae; Streptophyta; Magnoliopsida; Ericales; Balsaminaceae
Exons: 2
Coding region: 49-642 (197 amino acids)
Molecular function (GO): protein binding
Source: RefSeq, a predicted model, not a curated record